AACUGCUCCCAGGUAGGACCCAUCAUAUGCUCUCCAGGAAUCCUGAAAACAUUGUUUUCAAUUAUCCAAGAAAAACACCUUAGGAUCCAAUUGCAAAGUAUUGGAUUCUAGUGUGGGUUUAUAAGGACUUGAGCUCUCCAACUACAAUGACUUGCUUUGGUGUUGUGAUUUUCCCAAGGUUUUUAUCAAUUAGUAUCAAAGCUUUCUGCUAUGUCUCAGCUGCAAACGAGUGGUGCAGGUGGUGAUGUUGGCAUUGUAGUGUUACCUAGGACAAGUCAAAGAGCUAUUUCAUAGCCAGCCUCUGUGGGUGCUAGGGCUGUGGAGUGUGUGGCGAGAUGGUAGGAUCAAAUUGCAGGAUGGGCAUGGAGCCAGUUCUUGCAAUUGACUUUGACAUUAAAGAGAUUCCUAAGAAAGUGAAUUGGGAAGAAUACAUACCACAGGACUCAGAUCAGUGGGAGUCACAGAUGGUUGUGUCUAGAAUGUUUGAUGAGAGGCCUAUAUGGCCCAAAGAUUCACUUACUGAACGCUUGAUUGAUAAGGGCUUAAGCUUUUCUCAUGGCAUGCUCAGAAGGCUUCUAUCUAGAAUUUCUUAUUACUUUUCUAGUGGUCCAUUUCUAAGGUUUUGGAUCAAGAAAGGAUAUGAUCCACGCAAAGACCCUGGUUCUCGCAUUUAUCAAAGAAUUGAUUAUCGAGUUCCUGUCCCAUUACGAAGUUACUGUGAUGCUCAUUCUGCCAAUAAAUCUAAACAUAGAUGGGAGGAUAUAUGUGCCUUUCGUGCUUUCCCUUACAAGUUCCAGACUUCUUUACAGUUAUUCGAGCUUGUCGAUGAUUAUAUUCAAUCAGAAAUAAACAAGCCUCCGUUGCAAGCAACUUGCACUUUUGCAAAUGGGUGGUUCUCACAACACAUGAUCAAUUGUAUUAGACAACGUCUUAUGGUGAGAUUCCUAUCAGUAUUUCCCAAGCCUGGCGCAGAGAAUUUACUCAGAGCUGCCACUUCAAGGUUUGAAAAAUUAAAGAGGGAGUCCCUUAGGAAUGUCAUGAAGCUUGAUGGAGUAGAAUGCCAGCAACCUAAUUUAGGUUUGGAAGAGAAUGAAGAACUUGACAAUGCUGAAGAUGAAGAGGAGGCAGCCGUGGGUAAUGAUAGUGAAGAAGAAUGGGAAGAAGAAAUUGAUUUGGUUGGAGAUAAUGAAAUGCCUCUGCCGUCUAAUUCAUACAUCAACAUGGAGAAUAUUUCAAGGACUCAUUUACAGGAACUUUUUGGUAGCUUCCAUCCUAAUGCAAUUGAUGGUGAGCAAGUACUUGCAAAUGGCAGCGACGAAGAAUAUCAUAUAUACGGGGAAGAUAGUGAGGAGAAUUACUCUGAUGAAUAAUUUGUGUCAUUCAGAGUCAUCAAAUACACAUAUAGGAGUAUCAAUGUUUUUUUAAGUUACAUAGGAGGGUAAAUAUCAUCUUAGGUUUGUUGAUUAAAUAUCAUCAUGGAUCCUAGAAUUCACAUUGUUAUUACAAGAAGUAUCUCUAAUUACAUUUGUAAAAACAGAGAAAAAUAUAGUGGUAGAUGGAAAGUAGUUUUCAUUUAAUUAUCUAUUUUUGUUGAUAACUAUAAAACAGUGGUGGAAAUAGAAUUGGUGAAUGAUGAGAUUGAA
Molecule: messenger RNA, 1643 nt
Organism: Cajanus cajan (pigeon pea)
Lineage: Eukaryota; Viridiplantae; Streptophyta; Magnoliopsida; Fabales; Fabaceae
Source: RefSeq, a predicted model, not a curated record